UGUGAGCUCCAUGGCCACUUCCUAGAGACCCUGGGAUGCCCGUGUGUAGCGAGGCUGUUGGCAUAGGAACACGUCCCAUCAUUAGUAAGAGAUGUCUACUGCAAAAGAGAAAAAAUAUGCAAAGAGGAUGCGCAAUCAGCCAUCCAGUGUGAGCCUAACUUCCGAUGUCACUCCUGACCGUGGCAGCAGACCUGCCGAACAUGGGUCUCGAGGAAAUGUUCACUCACACAGAGAUAGUCACCCUGGCUCCUCCGGACAGCACCAGAGGUAUUCAAAUCAAUCUCCCUUCCAGUCAAGAGGAGGGAGAGGCAGAAGUGGACCAGCUGACGCACAUCUCGUGCCUAAAUAUAUAACAGCGACAAUGUUUGCUCAGGCCCGUGCAGCUGAAAUCAAUGCCAUGGUUAAAGCCGUCUCCCAGAAAACAUCAAACUGUUUAGUUUUUCAAUCGUUACCCAGACACAUGCGCAGAAGAGCCAUGGGCCACGACAUAAAACGAUUACCUAGGAGAUUGAGAGAAAUUGCUAAAAAAGAGAUGGAAAAAACUGUGCAUCAGAAGAAAGAACUAUCAAAAAAUAAGUGUCGCAAAGCAAGAAGACGUCAUGGAAACCUCGUUAUGGAAUUCAACCGCAGGCAGAGGAAAAAUAUCUGGUUGGAAACACAUAUAUGGCACUCCAAGAGAUUUCAUAUGGUGAAGAAGUGGGGAUAUUGCCUUCCAGACAGGCCGACAAUGAAGAAUUACCGGGGUUGUUACAGAGCGAUGACAAACCAUUGUCUUCUCCAGGAUCUGUCUUAUCUGUGCUGUCUGGAGUUGAUUGGGGAAGAAAAUGACAUUUUGAAGUCAAUGUCAAGACUUUGUAGUACAGACACAGGCCCAUCUUUUGCUGCUGCGCAGUGUCUCUCUGGAAGACGCCAAGGCUCUCUAACGAUGUACAAAGCUGAUAAAUAUCCUGAAGAAGCACUGGGUCCUGUUACUUUUAUCUGGAAACCCAAGGGUGCACAGUGUGUACCAUCUGGACAGAGACAGCUGUGGAUUUGGAUGCAUCCUGCUAUGAAACAGGAUGUACUAAAAGAGCUGAGACAUGUUUUCUCGUGUGAGGAAACACCAGACAAUGCAGUGCCAGCAGCUGUGCUCCAGCAGGAAGAGCAGCAAGUGGUUCCUAAAAGUACCAGCAGGAAAAGGAAAAGACGGGAUAAAGAAGGUGAAAAAGUUGUUCCUGUGAAAAAGAUCAUCGGUGAUGGAACAAGGGAUUCCGUAGAGCCCUAUAAAUGGACCUCAAAAGAAAGCUCCAUCGUCAUUAGUGAUCUGACUAUGGAAAUUGUCCGUUAUCGGCUGGUUGGCCCUCUCUCGCAUUCUGUCCUCACAGAAGUUCUUCGAGCUGCCCCUCUCCAUACGGGAGUGGAAGUUCCUGAAGGUGGACCUCAUAACUGGUGGCUGGAUUUUUGCAGGGAUGAAAAUAAUGUCAAUCUGCACAGUCACCAAGAGUCCGUGUUCCAAUUGUUGCAAGCAUUAGAUUCUCCAGCACAAGUUCCACCUGGUACCAUUCUUGGCCUUACAGUGGGAGAUCCACGGCUCAACUUACCUAAACAGAAGACAAAGGCAGUGCCAAAUCUAGAAAAAUACAAAGAUGUAGAACAAGUCAAAUCCUUAAGAAUGGAUGGCUUCCCGGUGGAAUGCACCCAAAGUCUUAUUUGGUCUUCUAGUGUACGUUCUAAAGUGACAGACGGGAAGAUCUCUGACCAGGAAAUUAACCGUUUAAGAAGUGAGUUGCUGGUACCUGGCUCACAGCUUAGCCUGGGGGAUAAUGAAUCAAAGAUUCCUGUUCUUUUAAUUCAGCAACCUGGCAAGGUCACUGGCACUGAGCGACCGGGCUGGGCGAGUGGCUGGGACAUCUGCCUACCCAAAGGAUGGGGUAUGGCUUUCUGGAUCCCUCUUGUUUACAGAGGUUUCAGAGUAGGUGGCUUGCAGCAAGAUUUGCAGCGUUCACAGUUCAUGGGAUCUCCAUAUGUUCCUGGUGACGUCCCUGACUGCCUGGCUGGAAUUCAGUCUGCAAAGGAAACAGAAACCUGCUUGCUGGACAAAUAUAAAGGGCGUCCACCUGCAAAAAGAACAAACUUCAUUAAGCAUGGAAUUCUUGCUCCUUUUCGAUGUCCUUGGGAACAGCUAACAAGAGAAUGGGAGAUCCGAGCCAGAACUGACAAAGAAUCCAUUGGACGUACAGAGGAAAACACUGACAGAGAGGAAACUAAAGCGAUGGCGUCCGAGGCUGCAGAACCAAUAGAAGAACAUGGAGUCCAGACUUGUCCUUCCAGUGCUGAAAAUGAGCCAAUUUUAAAGACAGAAGAAAAAUGUGGAGAUGGAUUCCUUGUACUAAGGGACAAGAAGCUACUGUACAAGCUAUCUGCAUUCUGUUCUCCAUUUCUCCGAGGUAGAAGAGGUUGCCAGUCUACAAAAGCCACAACACCUGAAUUGUCAAGUAUGAUUAACCCAAUUCUGAAAAACUUCCCAAGGUCACUAGUUUGGGUCAGACUGUCCAUGUUGACUAAAGGCAGUCCAGAACUACAUGCUCUCAUCAGCAUUCCAUCAGACCAGGACUUACUGCAGAUGAGCAAAGAUAAGUCUUUCCCUGGCCCCCAGGAGCCCAAACACAGUGAUUCUUUCAAGAACAAGGUAGUGAAACUUAAAAAGGAGAGGAUGAAAGAGAAGGCUCAAAAAAAAGCUUGUUCUUCAAACGACAAAGAGGAUCCUGAGAAAAUCAUAACAAGCGAACAGGCUUUACAAAACGAUGACCUAACGCUUGGCUUGUGGCCUGAUCCACUACCUGAGCUCACCACACACUGUAACAGAGUUCUCAUUGGGUUUGUAACACAAGGGAACUUUUCCUUGACUGUUGGUUGUGGUGAAGCAUUAGGGUUUGUCAGCUUAACAGGCCUUGCGCAUUUGCUUUCCUGCCAGCCAGCAGAUAGGAGAGGGCUUGUAUUAAUAAGAAAUCCAUCCUCCCUACAUCACCGAUUUGCCAAGCUCUUAAUUGAUAUGUAAAAUCUCCAAAGAAAGGGGGUAAUGAGCAUGAUUUAUUUAAUGGGUCCUCCCACUGAUGACAUCCAUGCAGCCUGGUAUAGAUAGCUUUUUUUACAGGUGAGAGGUGCACGGUUCUUUGCCUAGUGAUCUUGCGGUUCUGGAUGCGAUCUGUGCCACCAGGGGUAUAAAUCAAUUUUUUUCCUAACUCCCUUCCUGUGCCAUCACAUAUAAAGGAUUUAAUUUUUGUCUGUAAUAAAAAGAAGUGUUCAUUUUAUAUGAGUUUUGAAUGAUACAGAUCUCCUGCUUGCCUCGUGUCAGAUAAUUAGAUGGAGCUGGGAUAGUAGCAUGCGGGACUUGUGAGUGAUCAGAAGUGCAGACCCAUAUUUUACACCAGUGGUAACAAUCGCCAUUUUAUCUGAAGCUUCUCAUGUAGCAACGUACUUUACUGGCACAGGGUACAUGUGUAUGCCAGCGCACAUUCCAAGACGCAACUAUUGAGAUUACAACUCCCAUUAUCCCUUAAGCCAUAACUCCGUUUUCACAGCCGUGACCGAGAACAAACGAACGCAGUUUGUUUUGUAUAGAAAAUGCUUAAAUAUUGUAUAAAAUAUAACUUAAACUAUUUUCUUUUCACAUGUUUUGAAAGAUGCUGAUUUUUUUAUGUUUAUUAAUGGAGA
Pelobates fuscus (common spadefoot toad) is the source of this 3693-nucleotide messenger RNA. RefSeq names its product POP1 homolog, ribonuclease P/MRP subunit (gene POP1). NCBI's taxonomy places the organism in Eukaryota, Metazoa, Chordata, Amphibia, Anura, Pelobatidae. The transcript is spliced from 16 exons. Gene Ontology annotation, biological process: tRNA 5'-leader removal. The record is from RefSeq and is a predicted model, not a curated record. Gene Ontology annotation, cellular component: nucleolar ribonuclease P complex; ribonuclease MRP complex. Bases 92 to 3037 code for a protein of 981 amino acids.